AUGACAAUGACAAUGACAAUGACAAUGACAAUGACAAUGACAAUGACAAUGACAAUGACAAUGACAAUGACAAUGACAAUGACAAUGUCAAUGACAAUGACAAUGACAAUGACAAUGACAAUGACAAUGACAAUGACAAUGACAAUGACAAUGACAAUGACAAUGACAAUGACAAUAACAAGUAUAACAAGUAUAACAAGUAUAACAAGAAUAACAAGAAUAACAAGAAUAACAAGAAUAACAAGAAUAACAAGAAUAACAAGAAUAACAAGAAUAACAAGAAUAACAAGAAUAACAAGAAUAACAAGGAAUAACAAGUAUAACAAGAAUAACAAGAAUAACAAGAAUAACAAGAAUAACAAGAAUAACAAGAAUAACAAGAAUAACAAGAAUAACAAGAAUAACAAGAAUAACAAGAAUAACAAGAAUAACAAGAAUAACAAGAAUAACAAGAAUAACAAGAAUAACAAGAAUAACAACAAUAACAAGAAUAACAACAAUAACAACAAUAAUAAUAAUAGUAAUACCACAGAAGAUAAUUAUUCUUAUUAUAAGUAA
Molecule: messenger RNA, 558 nt
Organism: Leptopilina heterotoma
Lineage: Eukaryota; Metazoa; Arthropoda; Insecta; Hymenoptera; Figitidae
Product: homeobox protein 6-like
Exons: 1
Coding region: 1-558 (185 amino acids)
Source: RefSeq, a predicted model, not a curated record